Suillus clintonianus is the source of this 924-nucleotide messenger RNA. RefSeq lists its product as uncharacterized. The transcript has a single exon. Lineage: Eukaryota; Fungi; Basidiomycota; Agaricomycetes; Boletales; Suillaceae. The annotation marks the transcript as partial. The record is from RefSeq and is a predicted model, not a curated record.
AUGGCUAAAACAGCUGCUGUGGAACAAUCCGCUCCCAACAAACCGCCGAAACUUACUGCAGGCGAGAUUACACCGCAGGUCGCCCAUGAUUGGGAGAACGCCUGCGAGACAUACUUCCUACAUAAAUCAGUGGAGGCAGCUGACCAAGUCAAAAUGAUAGCAUUCGGCAUGUUAGAUCCACGCCUACACACCUGGUAUUUGACACAGCGAGCCACCCUCGACGCGGGCACGUUUCAAAACUACAUGAAGGCUCUUAGAGACGCUUGGUUAGAAAGUCACUGGGCGAACAAGCUACGCAAGAAAGUUCUCGGCUCGCGCCAAGGUACUCGCCCAUUCUACGAGUGGGCACUAGACGUGCAAAACCAAAAUGCGCUACUCUACGGGAAUCCAACGUACCUCGACGAGACUCAGCUCCGUAAUCAACUUGAGGCCAACAUCUGCGACGAGCUUACCAUUCCGGUAUUCAGAGCGAAACUCGCUGACGACCUUUCUCUUAAGGAUUGGAUUGAGGAGGUGAAGCACCUCGACGACGAACGUCUCGAGGAUCUAGCCUCCCACAAGAAGAUCGCCGAAGAAUUACAUAGGUCGUCUAGACGAAACGUAACAUCCACCAUCUCCAACAAACCCUCUUCCACCUACCCGAAAACCUACAACUCAUCCUCCCCACGCUUGGGCUCACUAACAGAGGCCGAACGCACCUUAUUGGUAAAUCAUAAAGGGUGCUUCAAAUGCCGAAGGUUCUACGUGUCACAUCAAUCAAAGGACUGCACAAGCGGCGCGCCAGAAGCUUCUUCUUACAAGACGUUAACCAAAGCGGACGCCAUCGCAGCAAAACCAAAACAAAAGACCGUGGCCGCUGUUGGACCUGUGGGAGCUGUGAUGCCGUCUUCAGUUCUCGAAGACGGGUCCGACUCUGAGGAUGAU